UUUGAGAAGUAGCGCUGAUUUUGCUCAGCGAAAUGAACACCGGAGAUACAGCGCUGCGUUUAUAAUCGGCAGGUAAACAGACAUGUGUGUUGCAGCUUUGCUCAUGAAGGAAGUAAUGUAGAUUCACAUCAACGCAUUUGACGUUACCGUGCAUUCAUUAUAAGGAACGUUUGUGUGGAAAUAAGUAAUAUCCGGCAAAAUGCCGUCACCACAAGUCCUACAGCCUGUUCUUAAAAUGAAGGUGGAUGAGCUUUUCCUCAACUGGCUGAGUGAUGAUGCAACACAGUCACUACUCAAAGAUUAUCUUGACCUAAUCAAAAGUGGACAAUACAUCGACUUGAGCAGUGGAGACGCCCAGGAGAAGAAGGCAUUGUCCUUCAAUGAGAACAACAACGUGGCAUCCCAAAGGAACCUUGCAGAGAAGAAGCCCGCUCCCCUUGGUACUCCCUCCAGCCCCCCGUCUGCCAGCACACUUCCUUCUGGCAGUAACAGUAGUACCAGAGUGACCGGACCCAAUGGCCGAGUACUACGGAGGUCUGUCAGCACAAAAAAGGCCCAGGUGAGGACGGAGAAGCCCGUCCCCACAGCGCUGAGUGAAAGCAUUCCAAAGUUUUACUUCCCAAAGGGACGGCCGCAAGCCAACAUCAACAUCGACACCCUCAUUACCAAAAUUGAGAAAACAUUUUCCCAAUUCCCAAAUGAAAGGGCCACCAUUGAGGACAUGGGGCAGGUCGCCAAGGCCUGUGAGUGUCCUUUCUACUGGAAAAUGCCAUUGUUCUGCUUGGCUGGAGGCGACAGGACCGGCUUCGUGUCCGUUCACAAGUUCGUGGCUAUGUGGAGAAAGACUCUGCAGACCUGUCACGACGACGCUACUAAAUUUGUGCACCUCUUGGCCAAGCCUGGCUGUAAUUACCUGGAACAAGACGACUUUAUUCCAUUCCUGCAGGAUGUGGUGAACACACACGCAGGCCUGGCCUUUCUGAAGGAGGCACCGGACUUUCACUCACGAUACAUCACAACGGUGAUUCAGAGGAUAUUCUACAAUGUGAAUCGUUCAUGGACCGGAAGAAUAACAUGUUGUGAGCUCAGGAAAAGUAACUUACUUCAGAAUCUGGCGCUGCUGGAGCAGGAGGACGACGUGAACCAGCUGACAGACUUCUUCUCUUAUGAACAUUUCUACGUUAUCUACUGCAAGUUCUGGGAGUUGGACACCGACCACGACCUCUACAUAGACCAGAAAGACCUGGCCCAGCACAAUGACCAAGCCCUUUCCCAGAAGAUGAUUGAGAGGAUAUUCUCAGGGACAGUCACAAGAGACCGAAAGGUGUACAAGGAGGGGCGGCUGAGUUACGCUGAUUUUGUCUGGUUCCUCAUCUCUGAGGAGGACAAGAAGACCGACACCAGUAUAGAGUACUGGUUCCGCUGUAUGGACCUGGACGGGGACGGGGUGCUCAGCAUGUACGAGCUGGAGUACUUCUACGAGGAUCAGUGCCAGAAGCUGGAGACCAUGGCCAUCGAGCCUCUCCCCUUCGAGGACUGCCUCUGCCAAAUGCUGGACCUCGUCAAGCCGGAAGUGGAAGGUAAGAUCACUCUGCGGGACCUGAAGAGGUGCAAGUUGUCCCACAUCUUCUUCGACACGUUCUUCAACAUCGAGAAGUACCUGGACCACGAGCAGAAGGACCCGUUCUCUGUGAUCAGGGAGAUGGAGACAGAGAGCCAGGAGUUCUCCGACUGGGAGAAGUACGCUGCGGAGGAGUACGACAUCCUGGUGGCCGAGGAGGCCGCCAACGAUCAGUGCAACGACGCGUAUGAAAAUCCUCUGAGCCCUUUAGGGCAGCACAUCUCCACUGAGCUGGGUCUGACAAAGAGACACUUCUUUCAGAUUCCCAGUCCACACUGCAACCUGGACGAAUAUGAAUAUGAAGAUGACUUUGAGUGAUCCUGUAGUGUUUUCUCACCUGCCGAGUGCCGUGCGCUCCAGGAAACAGCCCAACCUGCAGUGGAUGAAUCUCAUCAAGACAGAUUCACAGGUUCAGGACAAACUUCAAUAAACAGGAAGUGAACAGAGCACUGGUGGGGUCAGAUGUGCUGGGAAAAAUGGACACAGUAUCACACAUUUGGACAGGAAAUAUGAUCAGAGCAGAUGGUGGUUGCUCAAAUUACCGAAUGUUUUAAAUAUGUUCACCAGCCUCGCUUACAGAAGUCAUCACAGCUGACUUUGUGGUGUAACAAGCGGCACGUUUAGACCUCUGCACACACACACACACGUGGACACAGGAAAAGUUGUGUAAUGCUUUGUAUAAAAAAUAUCUGGGGCGAGUGUUAUCUCAUCUGAAAAUCAGUAUCGUGUUAUUCAUGAGCUAAAUCACAUUCUGAUUGGUUGAUUCGGGAUUUGAACUAAUUAUCAUCUGAAGUCAUUGGCUAGUGUUACAUUCCAGUGAUCAUAAUGGAAGCUUUUCUACAAGACUGUAAAUUCAUGAAUGGGUGUUUGUUGAAAUGAGGAGAUGCCAAACAAACCACCGUCAAGCCUGCUGCACACAGUUCACACUGCCAAACACACACACACACACACACAGUAUUUUGUACAGGUCUGCACUCAUUAUUACAUAUAUUUACUGUAUUUGUGAGAUGGGGUUAUUAUUAAAUUAUUAGAGAAGAGUUUAUAAAUACCUGUAAAUAUUUAUUUGGUGCUUGCUGUGUUGUAAAUGAUUCGGGAAAUUGUUUUAGAGACUUUUUUCUAUGUUACCAAGUACUUCAUUUUUAUGUACUUUGACAGAACAAAAGGAACCAAUAUUAAAAUGUUUUGCUUUUCUUUAAAUUAAUAAUAAAGCCUUUUAAUGGAAAAGUAAAUACAUGGACUGUGCUUUUUCAUUUAAAGCAUCUAGUACAGACUGUUUUUGAUAUGCUCUAUACAUAUAAAUGUCUGUUAGAUUAAAAUUGCAGCUGCUCAGUCAUGUUAUUUUAGACUAAACUAAAUACAGAUGUUGACCCUCUUGGGAAAUGACUUCAUGGGUGUAAAGUGGGACAAGCUGUAAGGCAGUAAUACAAAUUAACAAUUUAAAUAUAUGGAGAAAUGUACCAGAUUGACUUUUUUUAUUUAAAUUAAUAACUGUAAUACAUAAGGAAUGUUUGGCAAACCUUAACAAGGAGUUAUAAUAAAGUGGCAGGCAUGACAAUAAAGCAACAUUCUUACAAUACUGAGUAAUAUCAUAAUAUUCAUGUUUUGGAUCUCAGUGUGAUCCAAAUGUCACUCGUAACAUUCAGGUAAAUUAUGUAUUUAGGGAAAAAUGCUUAAAAAAUACUCAUUCACUUGGUCCUCAAAUGAAAGUGGUCUGUGAAUAAAAAACACUUAACUUAAAUAAUUUGAGACAUUAUUGGAUAAACAAAGAUAAAUAUAGUGUUAUUUUAUAUAUUUAACAAACCCCUUGAAAAAUACUGAAGUCCUUCUGACUGCAUGAGCCUGUAUGUGUUGCCCUAAGCCCAUUUUAUGAGAAAUGUAUAAAUGUGCCUAUUUUGAAUAGGCUCUGUAAUAAAACUAAAUCAACAGUGAAAGUGCAUUUGUCUGCUGUGGAUAAAUACAUAUGUGUUGCUCCAAUCAGUGUUUCCAGCAGCCGGAGGGGACAUGUGAUUCAAAGUCAAAUACAAUUCCCAUGUCUUUACAAUGUAGAAACAUGUGAUUUAGUGCAAUGUGUCUUAUUUAUGUGUAACAAUCCUGUGCAAAAUGUGGAUUUAUGGCACAAUAAUAGAAUAUAUCAGCUUCUCUCUGCACAAUUAAUAAAUUCCUAUUGGCUGAA
This is a messenger RNA of Trematomus bernacchii (emerald rockcod), 3794 nucleotides long. It is a transcript of the gene ppp2r3b, whose product is annotated as protein phosphatase 2, regulatory subunit B'', beta. The transcript is spliced from 14 exons. The record is from RefSeq and is a predicted model, not a curated record. Gene Ontology annotation, molecular function: calcium ion binding; protein phosphatase regulator activity. NCBI's taxonomy places the organism in Eukaryota, Metazoa, Chordata, Actinopteri, Perciformes, Nototheniidae. Gene Ontology annotation, cellular component: protein phosphatase type 2A complex. Gene Ontology annotation, biological process: protein dephosphorylation. The coding region runs from base 200 to 1939 and encodes 579 amino acids.